Symbiodinium sp. CCMP2592 is the source of this 7827-nucleotide messenger RNA. The record is from the annotation of a GenBank genome assembly. Lineage: Eukaryota; Dinophyceae; Suessiales; Symbiodiniaceae.
AUGCCGAACCAUGCUAGCCACGGACCGAAUGACGGCCCGACCACGAGUGCUACUACCACCCCUGACGGCGAUGACGCUGUAAGAGGCGAUGAUGAGUUUGAUGAUGCGGGAGGCGAUGUUAUAGAGCUUCCUGCCGGUGAUGAUCAGUGGAAUGACUCCUCUUGGAGUCGCUGGGGAGAUCGUGAGUCUCAGUCGUGGGGAAGCGACCGAGCACAGUACGGUCAGCGAUGGGACACUGACGCGAGCAUCGGCUGGGGACGGCGCGCUAGCUGGGAUGCGACGACUGCUACGACCGGUGCGGCCGCUGACCGCUGGAGCAACUCCAGCGAGGACCCUUGGUCACACGGUCGUGACCCUUGGACAGGAGCUCGAGACGAUGAUUGGCAAGCACGCGACCACGGAUGGCCGGGAGCUCAAGGAGAUACCUGGGCGGAUGGUCGAGCCGGCCGUUUCCAAGGGGGCGAUCAUGUUGACCGAGGAUCUGGAGCAUGGGGCGAAGGGCGAGUCUUCGAGGAAAAGGGGCUCGCUUGGAAUGGCUGGUCCCACUACGACAAUGGCGGCUUCCAAGGUCAACGAGGCGGUCAUGGAGGCUACUCAGGCGGAGGAAGAGCUUCGGAGAAGCUGGCGAUUCCUACCUUUACCGGCGUGGAGGCGCAUGACGCUUCUCCCGUCCCUGCCUCUCAGCAGGGACUCGUCCUCUACCAGAACCUGGGCGGCAAAGCGUGGAUUGCGGCCGAAGAACUUUCGGUCCCUCGCCUGGGAUCGAGCGAUGGGGUGAGCUAUUUCGUCGCGUGGAUCAACGCGAGGUUCCUCGACCUGGAGGUGGCCCGCAUCGGCAAGGCGUUCUCGGACUUCUUUCGGCGCCUUAAGAGGCGGGCGGGGCAAUCCAUCAGGGAGUAUAACACCGAAUACGAUCGCCUACACGCCAGGUUGCGAGAGGUUGGCUGCAGCAUCCCCCAAGAAUGUGCAGCAUGGCUAUACAUAGACCGUUUGCAGCUUGAAGAAGCCCAGGAGCUCAACUUGCUGGCGAGCGUCGGGAACGAGUACAACCUACAUCGGCUACAGCAGGCAGCGGUGCUACAUGAUCGAGGGCACCGGAAACCCUGGGAGAAUGGCAGGGCGCGCAAGCCCCACACCGCCCACUUCACUGCGGGCGGAGACGGCGGUUCUGGUGAUGAGGACCUCGGCCCGACCGAGGACAUAGAGCUUGAAGACGGAGUCCCAGAGGACGUAGCGGUGGCCUACGCGACCUACCAGAGCGCCAAGGAGAAGUACAAGGAACAGACCAAAGCGAGAGGCUACCAAGGCGACCGGGGGCCGCCUACCGCGAAGGAUGGAAACGCUCGCAAGAGCGAGCUCAGUCGCGAGGAGAAGGUGAAGUUGAUGAAGGCCAGAUCGUUUUGCGGGAGUUGUGGGAAGAAGGGCCAUUGGCAUCGGGAUCCGGUGUGCCCCAACUAUGCUACAUCGGCUCAGGGCGCCGCCAAGACUGCGCCAAAGGAGGUCGAGAUGUGCCACCAUGUUCCCGCUGAGGUUUUCUCCUUGAAGCAUGACGGGGCCGCGCUCUUGGGCAUCACCGAUACGGCGUGUGCUAAGGCCGUGGCCGGGACCAUGUGGCUCCAGCAGUAUAGCGACGCCUUGAAGCUCAUCGGCCAGAGUCCCGAGCUGAUUCGAGAAUCCGAGGCUUUCAGAUUUGGGACUGGGAAGGUACACCACUCGUUGUUCCAUGUGCUCAUUCGUUUUCGCCUCGGGAACAGGACCGUCGAGAUGAAGACCUCCAUCAUCAACGGCGACGCGCCUCUUUUGAUGUCGAAACCAGCCUUAGCACAGUUGGGGAUGGUUUAUGAUGUUGCAGAGAACCGGGCCGACUUCACGAAAGUGGGCCUCCGGAACUUUGAUUUGGUGACCACCUCUUCCGGUCACCCUGCUAUCCCGAUUAUCCCGGCGAAGCCGGAGCAUGGAGCUGAGUUCUCCCCGAACGAGUUCACAACGACGCCCAACUGUCAGGAAAGCCGCUUGAGACCGCAGUCGAUCAGUGGAAGUGCAAUCGUGAUGAAAGCUCUUUUCCGCUGCUCUGGGUUGGCAGAACCUCUUUCGCGAAAGUGCGAUCUAGCUCGACGCCCCUUCCCUCGUCGCCUUCGUUCGGAAAUGGCAUGCAGCAAGCCGCCGGCGAUUUCGAAGAUGACCAAGGCCGAGCUCCUCAGCGAGUGCAACCGGGUGGGCUUGGUGGUCCAUCGCAAUUGGACUUGCGAAGAGAUCAAGGCGACGAUCAUGGAGCACCGCAUGAACGACCCGCACCAACAGCAGGCCUCGGUGAUGAAGUCGGUCACCAGCCUUACGCUGCCGAAGCUCAAGGAGAAAGCCGACCAGCUGGGAGUUCAGUACCCCAGCCAGGUGACGAAGGGCAACCUCAUCCGGCUCAUCAGGGACCACACGAAGACGCCCGGCACGGAGCUGAUGAAGAUCGGCAAGUUCAAGGGCUACGAGUACCAAGAGGUGCCGAAGUCCUACGGCAUGUGGGCAGCGCGCGAGAUCCGGAUGAGUCCGAACCCACAUGUGGAACUUGUUCGUUUUGCCCAGUGGUGGGAGGCGAAGGAGUACGAGACCCACUACGGCGACCGGGGCACGAUCGAGGAGAACGCGACGGUGCCGUACCCUUUGGACACCAGCAGCGUGGCGGCGUCGUCGGGGACAAGCUGGGACGUGGUGACCGAGGGCCGCUCACACGUGGAGAACCGCGACCUGACGAUCCCCGCGAGCAAGGAUCUACCACACGACCCGAGGACCACGAAGCGCGGGAACCCCCACGGCGACCUACCGGAGAUGGAGGCGGAAGCAGACCCCGCGACCCUCGAGGAGAUCCGUGCCCUGGAAACCAGACUGGCGGUGCUGAAGCAGAAAGCGAAGGCGAGCUCCGCACCGCCCAAGGUCGGCGCCAACAACUACAUGAAGGAGAAUGCCAAGGGCACGACCGACCUGAUCGUCCACUACCUCAUGAAAAAGGGCACGUUUUUCGACUUCGGCGAGAUCUUGAUGAUCUUCGUGAAGAUCGACAAGGGCAAUAUGAGCACGACCACCGAGCACAGGAAUGGAUGCUGCGGGGCCGACUAUCAUGCCGGCCUGCACGGGAUCUUCGUGUCCAACGAGGAGUUUGAGCGCGGCAUUGUCAACAACACGGUGAACUUUGCCUGCCAGACCGCGACCAAGCAGCACCGCGACGAGUUCACGGCGGCCCUCCUCAACAAGGACUUCGACUUCAACACCCUCGGCAAGCUCUUGGACACCCUCGACUACGACCCCGUUAAGGCGACAAGGGACGGUGUCUUUGGCGGAAAGACCGGCGAUAAAGUCAACUACUUCACCUAUGGGAUGUUCACCCACGGCGGCGUUGUUGGAACUACGACCAAGACCCGGGAGCACGACAACGUCGCCCGCUACUUGAAUGGUUUCGCCCGGCACCACCUUGGUGACAAGGCCACCUGGUCUUCAGUGAGUUUGUCGCGCAAUACCGGGACUGAGGUGCACCACGACUUCAACAACCUCAAGGGCACGGCGAACUUCACCGUUUCGCUUGGACAAACAAAAGGGGGCGGCCUGUGGAUCGAGGACAAGUCGGUGACCGAGAGCGACACCUACGGCGUCAAAUGGAGGAGGACCGGAACCGGACAAUGGCUGCCCGGGAGAAUCCACGAUACCAAGAACAAGUUUGUUGAGUUUGAUCCCUUCCUCAAACACGGCACGGAAGCAUGGAGUGGGAACAGAUGGUCCGUUACCUACCACACCACCCGCAACCUCUACAAGGCCGGCGACGAGAUGAAGAAGUUCUUGCGAAGAUGCGGGUUUCCGUUGCCAAAAGGGACCGGGCGUUCUACUGGAGAGGCCAAGCUCGGCAACAAGCCGAGGGCGAGUGUACGGCGGAGUAUCUUCAACAAUGCGGCCCGGAUCAGCGUGAUGAUGGCGACCCUCAUAUCCGCAGCCGGGAACUACCUCACCGAGCACGUCCAUCCACAGGUCCAGCGGAACCCGGUCGUGCUCUUCGAGAUCGGCGACACGGAGAGUACCCAGCAGGCAGCCGAGCUGGGCAAGGAUGUUUUCGAGCCAAUGACAUGGGAGCGUUACCGCUCCCCUGAAGGAAAGACCGACGCCUUCCACAUCGUGAACGGUGGGACUCCGAGAGAACUGCGACUUCACUUGGAUGGGAAGUCCACCGAGUGCGACGAAGCCCUCCUCGAGCUCAUGAAGCAACAGGUCAACGAUGGAGGGACCGUGGUGCUCAGCGGCAAGGCCGGCGACACACUCUUCGAGCACAUCGACAAGGACCCUAGCUUGCUAGAUUGCAAGCAGCAUGGCAACGAGGACGGGCUCAAGGUCUUCAUGGUCUUCUUUAAGGGCAAGGAGGCCACUCAGCGCGUCAAAGGUCCCGGGCGAGUUCAUGAAGUGAAAGUGGUCUCGUCCGAGGAACCGGGACAGGACAACGAAGCACUGGCUAUGGGAGCGACGGGAAUAUCCUUUGGCAAGGACACGCCGAGGCCGGUGGCCACAGCUCUCCGUCGCCUUCACCAGAACCUGGGUCAUCCCCGACAAGAGGACCUUAUCCGCCAUUUGCGUUUGGCGGGCUGUGACCAGUCUGUCCUGAAAGCAGCUAGGUCAAUGCGGUGCCAGGUCUGUGAAGCCAACGCGGCCCCGAAGAUAGCGCGUCCGAGCACUAUUCCACCCAUGGCCGACUUCAACGACACGCUGGGCCUCGACCUGUUCUUCUGCCACGACACGGACGACGUCAAGCACGCCUUCCUCUCCGUAGUCGAUUACGGGACCACCUACCAUACCGUGGUAAAGCUCGAUGGCCAAUCCGGCGAAGACAUCGAGGCUAAGUUCAAUGAGAUGUGGCUCGUUCCGUUCGGGCCCCCGAAAGCCGUCGUCAUCGAUCUGGAGGGCGGCUUGCAAUCGGCGCUUGGGCGUGUUUGCGACUGGCAUGGAAUUGGAGUUCGGAGCGUAGCGACCCAAAGCCACUGGCAGGCUGGAGUUGUUGAACGGAAACAGGCCUGGUGGAAGCACAUCUGGCAGAAGAUCAGCUACCAGCUCUCCAUCGGCGAGGACGAAGUGAAUGUGGCGGUGCCGAUUAUCAGCUCCGCCAAGAACGACCUUCGCAGGAGGUGUGGAUACAGUCCAUCGCAAUGGGUCUUUGGAAAGGCCCCGAGGGUUCCCGAAGAUCUCCAGGACCCCGACGGCGGUGGGCACGUUAUGUGGGACGUCAGCGAGGAUGCCAAGUAUCAGAGGCAGUCGGCCAUGAGAGCAGCUGCCCGCGUCGCUUUCCACGAAAGCCAGACCGACGGCCGUCUGCGCAAGGCCCUCCUACAAAGGACCCGUGUUGCGGCCCGUCCUCUUGAUGUCGGGGAGAGCGUGCACUUCUGGCACAAGCCGAAGAACAGGCGGCAAGGAUGCUGGAGUGGCCCUGCGGUCAUCGUCGGCAAGGAAGGCGGCAACUACUGGAUUUCUAAAGGAGGGCGGUGUCGACUCACCUCAGCCGAACACCUUCGUCCCACCACAGGAGAAGAGGUGGGAGCUUUGUUGGCGAUGAAGGGGACCCAGAAAGAAGCAGAAAUGCUUCUUAACCACGACCCCGACGGAGACGAGGCGUUUGAAGAGGACUUGGAGGAGCUCAUGCGCGACAUCGAUGAGGAGAUGAGCUGGGCCGGUGACGAAGCCGACCAACCUGUCGACGACCUGGAGAUGGAAGGGGACCUGGAGCUGGAACCCCUACGUGAACAAGAUGCCACGCCGGUCCCGAAGCGCAGGUUGAAGAGGAAGACUACGGCGGCCGAGCUCAACCCAGACCGCCAUGAGGCAAUGAUGCUCAAGACCCACUUAACUACUCGUGGCCUCGAGAAGCGCAAAGAGAAGGAGCUCAAGUGGUCGGAAAUUCCGGCCGAGGUCCACGAGAAGUUCCGCGAAGCAGAGGCGACCCAGUGGAAUGAGCAUCUGUCAUUUGACGCUCUACAGCCGUUGUCGGUGGCUGAAAGCGAUCGAGUCCGCCGGGAAGUUCCAGCCGAGCGAAUUCUGAGGAGCAGGUGGGCCUACAAGGACAAAAACUGGGCUCGCAGACGCGAAGGGGAGGAUGUACCCUGGAAGUGCAAAUCCCGGCUUGUGAUCGCCGGACACACUGAUCCGGACCUCACCGACGAGAACCUCAGGCUGAACACGGACGCCCCUACAUUGUCCAGGAGCGGGCUCGCCUGUAUGCUCCAAAAGACCGCGGACGGCCUCUUGGAAGAAGACCCCUGGACGCUGGCUGCAGGAGAUAUAAGGUGUGCGUUUCUCACCGGAAGCUACCUCUCCCGAGAACUGUACAUGCACCAGCCAAAGACCGGGUUUCCUGGACUGCUUCCAGGACAACUGGUGAAGAUCAAAAAGAAUGUCUUCGGCCUGGCCACCAGUCCUCACACCUGGUGGCAGGACCUACAGAAUGGGAUCAACGAGGUCGAGGUCAAGAUCCCCGAGGACACCGACGCCUACCGCUUCGAGCCCUCCGCCAUGGACCCGUGCGUCUUUGCUCUGCGCAAGUGGGACGGAGAAGAGUUCUACGGCAUCCCUGUUGCCUACUUGGGGUGUCAUGUGGAUGACCUGCUGAUCGCCGGGCCAAGGAAGCUCCAGCACAUCAUUCAGCAGGCGCUCGCCGGAAAGUUCGAGAUACAGACCUGGGAGGCCGAUGACUUCGAGUUCCUGGGUUCGAGGAUCGUGGUCGCCACCGACCGCAUCAAGAUGACCCAGGAGAAGUACGCGGAGACUCGCCUCUUUACCAUCGAGGUCCCUGCCGGCAUCGACGACAGCGAGGCCGCUCCGCAAGAGUUGUCUAGUGACAACCGCAGCCUGAUAGGCGCUCUUUCCUGGAUGAGUGCUCAGACUCGCCCUGACUUGACAUGCUCCGUCAGUAUGGCACAGCAGUUGCAAAAGGCUCCCACCUAUGGAGACAUCAAGUUCACCAACGCCAUCGCGACGAAGGCCUACCAGUACCGCGAGCGAGGACUUGAGUUCAAGCCGAUCCCAAAGGGGAACCUGAUGAUCCUCGUCUUCCACGAUGCGGCUUGGGCGAACGUCCCGGAGGCAGACCCCGAGGAAGACUACUACGUGCUCACACAGCAGGAGAACAUCGAUGGCCUCCAGACCGAGGGGCCAUCUGCGAACGGCUGUGUGAGGAAGGCCAAGAAAGGGAACUCCAAGGUCGCGUCGCAGCUUGGGAUCCUGGUGAUGUUUGCCGACAGGGCAGCCCUCGCUGGACAGGCCGGGAACGCCAAUGUGGCGGACUGGAAGUCUCGAGCGGGACAAAGGGUUUGCAGGAGCACCUUCGGCGCGGAGACCCAAGCCUGCGCUGAGGGACUUGAGACGGGACAGUAUGUGAGGUCUAUGUACGAGACCUUGCUGAAAGGGGUCAUGACGGCCGUGGACGCUGCUGAGCUGCCCAUCCUCUGCCUGAGCGACUGCAGGUCGUUAUACGACCAUUUGAACAAGCAAGGCAUCCCGAGGGUGCCUAGCGACAAAAGGUUAGCUGUGGACCUAGCCGCUCUGCGACAAGGGCUGCGCUCCGAGAAGUGGAACGACAGUCUGCCAAUCGCAUGGAUACCGGGAGCGCUCCAAAAGGGAGACGUCCUUACUAAGCCCCAGAACCCAUCUGACUGGUGGGACAGCAUUUCAACAAAGCUUCUUUUGCCUCUCGCCAUAGGGCAAGAGGGGGUUCUGAUCAGCAACAGGACGGUGAGACAGAGAACCAGUGUGAAACUUGAUGGUACUGUUAUGCUUGGUAGCAUCUUUCCUUUCGAGUACUUCAUCGUAUGA